Messenger RNA from Phytophthora sojae, 228 nucleotides. RefSeq lists its product as hypothetical. The record is from RefSeq and is a predicted model, not a curated record. The annotation marks the transcript as partial. Lineage: Eukaryota; Oomycota; Peronosporomycetes; Peronosporales; Peronosporaceae. The transcript is spliced from 2 exons.
GUUGUGAAAUGGCUACGCGUUAAUUUGAUCGCUGGUUGUACGACUCAAGGAAUGAAUGAGGCGGCGACAAAUGGACAUUGUCACGUAGUCAAGUGGCUGUACGCCGAAGGUUGCACUAAAGCGGCCAUGGACCUCGGCCCGUUUCAUGUCGUGCAAUGGCUCCACACUCAUCGCUCAAAAGGCUGCACAAACUUUGUCGUAAACAACGUGGUAAAUCGCGGGGAUUGA